Messenger RNA from Suillus clintonianus, 525 nucleotides. RefSeq lists its product as uncharacterized. The record is from RefSeq and is a predicted model, not a curated record. NCBI's taxonomy places the organism in Eukaryota, Fungi, Basidiomycota, Agaricomycetes, Boletales, Suillaceae. The transcript is spliced from 3 exons. The annotation marks the transcript as partial.
UACCACAAAAAGAUCUGUGAGGCUCUUGGCAUCCGAAAAUCGCUUGUAUACAGAACUCUGCAGCUCUAUGACACACUCGCUGAUGUUACCAACACAAAUUCACGCAAAGCAGGCCGUCGUCGCAGUGUCGAUUUUGAGGACAUAAACUAUAUCAAGUCUCGCUGCCAUUUGCACAGCUCCGGUGACUUGCUCUCAUUCCGAACUGUGAAGAUUUCAUUACUUGCAGAAAUUAUUCCUGAUCCGGAGAUGUUGAUGUUUGGAGACGAGGCUGCAAAGAACAAGCUCACCCUAGCUCGACAGAUGGGAUGCUCAGCACGGGGAACACGUUGUGUUCAGUCCAGAUGCUUUGUCCGAGGAACGCGGCGGUCUAUUCUGCCUAUCCUCACCCUCGAUGGCAUUAUCACCCAUGAUAUCAUGCAUGGCCCAGUGACGAGCAAGCGUUUCAUUGGUAUCUAUGAAAACGCGUCAGAGAUCUCCGCUCGCAGCUACAAUAUCUCUAGCGUUCUAAUGUCCAUCAUGUCAUGA